Messenger RNA from Plectropomus leopardus (leopard coralgrouper), 2204 nucleotides. NCBI's taxonomy places the organism in Eukaryota, Metazoa, Chordata, Actinopteri, Perciformes, Serranidae. The record is from RefSeq and is a predicted model, not a curated record.
UGUCAGCUGACCUCGCUGGGAAAUUUUGUUAACGAAACUGUCCGGUAUAGCCAUGUCCAGUAUCGGUGAUCCAUUUACUGGUCGAUUACAUGGUGUAUGACAGCAUGUGCUGAACUUAUAUUAUUUAUAAAACGUUUUCCAGCAGUUGUACCUUUGAAUCCGAGUCUACUGAAUCGGGUCCAACACCAUGCUACCCACAGUGACUGCUGUAGUUAGGUUUGCUCAGUACAAUGGCAGUAUUUCACCUACACCAUUUGAGAACACAUCAACAUUCCCAACUUGGCAACCUGACUCUGAAGCCAACAUCACCAAGCCUCACAAAUGUCUACAAGUUCUGUACGAGGACAUCGGAGACUCCAGAGUGCGGUUCUGGGACAUUUUACCUGUGCCUAAUGUGGCCUUCUUUGUAUUCCUGAUGUGGAAGCUGCCCUCAGCCAGGGCAAAGAUAAGACUCACCUCCAGCCCCAUCUUUGUCACCUUUUACUUGCUGGUGUUUGUUGUAGCAGCGGUUGGGAUUACCCGGGCCGUAGUGUCCAUGACUGUCAGUGCAUCCAGUGCUGCCACCAUCAUAGACAAAGUGCUGUGGGAAAUCACCCGUUUCUUCUUGCUGGCUAUCGAGCUCAGUGUUGUCAUCCUGGGACUGGCUUUUGGUCACCUGGAGAGUAAGUCCAGUAUAAAGCGAGUGCUGGCUAUCACUGCUGUGCUUGCUUUGGGCUACUCCAUCACACAGGGCACACUAGAGAUCCUGUAUCCAGACAGCCACCUGUCUGCUGAGGACUUUAACAUCUAUGGACACGGAGGAAGGCACUUCUGGUUGGCCAGUUCUUGCUUCUUCUUUUUGGUGUACUCUUUGAUUGUGAUCUUGCCUAAAACUCCAGUGAGGGAGAGGAUAUCUCUUCCAUCUAAGAGGAGUUUCUAUGUAUAUGCUGCCAUCCUGUCUUUACUGAACCUCGUCCAGGGCCUGGGCAGUGCCCUGCUGUGUGCCGGAAUCAUAGAGGGACUCUGCUGUGUGGAUGUCACCACCUUCCUGUACUUCUCUGCCUUUGCUCCGCUCAUUUAUGUCACAUUCCUCAAGGGAUUCUUUGGUUCAGAGCCCAAGAUCCUGUUCUCCUACAAGUCACAGGUGGACGAACCGGAUGAAAGUGACGUCCACCUUCCACCGACGGUCGCUACAACCCUUGGCCGCAAAGAGCUGACUGACCAGGGCCUGUUCUACUCCUCCACUCAGAUCGAUGGCUCUGGUCGCAGCUCUCGUAUGGUUGGAGCAUACUUGGAUGAUGUCGCCUCCGGGCCCUAUGGGUCCAGCAGCAUUAACAGUAUAGAAGCUGAACGCUGGAGACCUGUCAAUGCGUGAAAGAAUGAAGAGGAGAGAGGAAGAAGAGAGGGUGUUAUACAGCUCCACUUUAAUGUUGUAUGUAUGUGGUGUGUAAUGCAGGGUGGCGCUCAGAGGAGUUGGUCAAAAAAUGCAGAACAAAACAGUUGGAAACCAAGAACGGGUAAUCAUGGUUUGACGCCAGGAUAAGUUAACAAGUGGACACUUAAGGACAGACCUUUGCUAGCCAAUUAUGUGGAGGACUAUGAAUUUAGCAACUGCAUUUGUAACACUGUUGCCAGAGUGCACUGCUGCUGUAGCUCCACACUAGGAGUACUGUCCCUGAUUGCGGCCCCGUCAGACUCCGUUCUGUUCAACGGGCUCUUAAAUGUGGGAGCUUACCGACUCGUCUCUCGGCACAUUUUCUUGUCAUUCCAGCAUCAUGCAUCAACUGCUUAACCUUCAGUAAUGACGUUUAAAAUCCAUUUAAAGCACCCGAGUCUUUAACAUUUUUUUGAUGGCAACUCAACAUCUGCACAUUCCCACCAAAAGCUUUGAAUAACAGCAUCUCAGCUGAAAUUGUUAUCUGCUGCCUUGUAUUAGAUUUGUGACUCAACUGGCUAAUCAUUUAUUACUGAAUCGCCGUGCCUCUCGACACAGGGCAAGGACUAGUGCUAAUUAACUUUGAUAGGCGUACUUUGUCCUCUGAAAUAGACGCCAUCCCGUCUGUGAACAAGUGAAAGGUUUGAGCGUGAUGUGUGUCACUGCAAUAGGAUAAUGAAAACAGCAACUCCUUAAUACAGGCAGUGUGUUCACACUGAAGUUCACAGACCAUCUAGAUUGCUCUCAAAUAGUGUCUCGAGCUAUCUGCCAUUUCACUCCUUUUUAAUUU